Phragmites australis (common reed) is the source of this 1924-nucleotide messenger RNA. Its product is annotated as probable methyltransferase PMT26. The transcript has 4 exons. The coding region runs from base 14 to 1924 and encodes 636 amino acids. Gene Ontology annotation, cellular component: trans-Golgi network; cytoplasm; endosome. The record is from RefSeq and is a predicted model, not a curated record. Gene Ontology annotation, molecular function: methyltransferase activity. Lineage: Eukaryota; Viridiplantae; Streptophyta; Magnoliopsida; Poales; Poaceae.
CGCUGCCGGGACCAUGGCAUUUGCAGCUGCUUAUGGAACCAACGGCACGAUCUCCCAAGACACCGAGAACGUCGUGACGAACAGUAGCACCACCACUGACGAAAAGAAACCUGAGGCCGCCGGUGGAGACGCGGCGGAGAAGGCCGAGCUGCUGCCGAGCGGGCAGGCGGAGCUGCUGAACGAGACGGCGUCGGAGGUAGUGCAAAACGGCACGUUCCCGACGCAGGCAGCGGAGUCGAGCGAGGAGAAGAAGGCGCGUGCAAGCAAGAAGAAGAAGAAGAAGAACAAGGACAAGGGCGUCGCCGGCGAGACGACGACGGCAGAGGCGGCGUACAACUGGAAGCUCUGCAAUGUGACUGCCGGCGCGGACUACAUCCCGUGCCUGGACAACGAGGCGGCCAUCAAAGCGCUCAAGAGCAACACGCACUACGAGCACCGGGAGCGGCACUGCCCCGCAGAUGCGCCGACGUGUCUCGUGCCCUUGCCGGAGGGGUACCGGCAGCCGAUCCCGUGGCCGCACAGCCGCGACAAGAUCUGGUACCACAACGUGCCGCACACGAUGCUGGCGUCGUACAAGGGGCACCAGAACUGGGUGAAGGUCUCCGGCGAGCACCUGACGUUCCCCGGCGGCGGCACACAGUUCAAGCACGGCGCGCUGCACUACAUCGAGCUGAUGCAAGAGGCGCUCCCGGAGAUCGCGUGGGGGCGGCGCAGCCGCGUGGUGCUCGACGUCGGCUGCGGCGUCGCCAGCUUCGGCGGCUUCCUGUUUGACAAGGACGCGCUGACCAUGUCGUUUGCGCCCAAGGACGAGCACGAGGCGCAGGUGCAGUUCGCUCUCGAGCGCGGCAUCCCGGCUGUCUCUGCCGUCAUGGGCACUAAACGGCUCCCCUUCCCCGGCAACGUCUUCGACGUCGUCCACUGCGCGCGGUGCCGCGUCCCUUGGCACAUCGAGGGCGGCAAACUGCUGCUCGAGCUGAACCGCCUACUCCGCCCCGGCGGCCUCUUUGUGUGGUCCGCAACGCCCGUCUACCGGAAGAUCCCGGAGGACGUCGAGAUCUGGCACGCGAUGGCCGCGCUCACCAAGUCCAUGUGCUGGAAGAUGUUGAAGAAGACGAGCGACACUGUGGACCUGACCGCCAUGGUCAUCUUCAAGAAGCCGUCGAGCAACGACUGCUACGACACGAGGACGGGCCCGGAGCCGCCGCUGUGCGAGGCCUCCGACGAUCAAAACGCGGCGUGGAACAUCACGCUGCAGGCGUGCAUGCACCGGGUGCCCACCGACCCGGCAGCCCGCGGCUCGCGGUGGCCGGAGCAGUGGCCGGAGCGGCUGGCGACAACGCCGUAUUGGCUGAGCAGCGACCAGGUGGGCGUCUACGGCAAGCCCGCGUCAACCGACUUCGCGGCGGAUCAGGAGCACUGGAGGAAGGUCGUGGAGAACUCGUACCUUACCGGCAUGGGCAUCGACUGGAAAAACGUCAGGAACGUCAUGGACAUGAGAGCCGUCUACGGAGGGUUCGCCGCGGCGCUGCGGGACACGAAGGUGUGGGUGAUGAACGUGGUGACGAUCGACUCGCCGGACACGCUGCCGAUCAUCUACGAGCGCGGGCUGUUCGGGAUGUACCACGACUGGUGCCAGUCCUUCAGCACCUACCCCAGGUCGUACGACCUUGUCCACGCAGACCACCUCUUCUCCAGGCUGAAGAGCAGGUGCAAGCUGCUGCCGGUGAUCGUCGAGGUGGACCGGAUCCUGAGGCCAGAGGGCAAGCUGAUUGUCCGCGACGACAAGGAGACGGUCGAGGAGGUUCAGCGUAUAGCGAGAUCUUUGCAUUGGGAGGUCAGGAUGACCGUGUCCAAGCAAGGGGAGGAGCUGCUCUGCGUCAGGAAGACGACGUGGCGGCCCAUGGAAGUCGAGGCACAGAGCUAG